Diplodia corticola is the source of this 822-nucleotide messenger RNA. Its product is annotated as nicotinamide mononucleotide adenylyl transferase. Lineage: Eukaryota; Fungi; Ascomycota; Dothideomycetes; Botryosphaeriales; Botryosphaeriaceae. Gene Ontology annotation, molecular function: nicotinate-nucleotide adenylyltransferase activity; nicotinamide-nucleotide adenylyltransferase activity. Gene Ontology annotation, biological process: NAD+ biosynthetic process. The transcript has 11 exons. The coding region runs from base 1 to 822 and encodes 273 amino acids. The record is from RefSeq and is a predicted model, not a curated record.
AUGUCCCAACAAGAGACCGCCACCCCGAACGGCGUCGACUCGCUCGCCACCUAUGAGUUCCCGACUCAACGCCUGAAGAAGGUGUUGAGCGACAGCGGGAGGACGCCCUUGGUCCUCGUCGCUUGCGGCUCCUUCAGCCCGAUCACAUACCUGCAUCUCCGCAUAUUCGAGAUGGCGUUGGACUGGGUGAGGUACAAUACGGAAUUCGAAGUUGUUGGCGGGUACUUGUCGCCUGUCGGCGACGCCUACAAGAAAGCAGGGUUAGCCUCAUCAGAACACCGCAACAACAUGUGCGAGUUGGCAGUCGAAGAUUCGUCAUGGAUUUCUGUCGACAAAUGGGAACCGUUGCACAAGGAGUAUCUGCCGACGGCAAAAGUUUUGGAUCACUUUGACCAUGAGCUGAACGAAGUUCGUGGUGGAAUUGAAGACUACAGCGGUCAGAAGAGGAAGGUCAGGGUUGCACUGCUUGCUGGAGCCGAUUUGAUUCAGACCAUGUCGACACCGAACCUCUGGGCACCAAAGGAUUUGGACCACAUUUUGGGCGAGUAUGGUGCAUUCAUCGUUGAACGUGAAGGCACGGACAUUGAUGAUGCACUCGCCAGUCUUCAACAAUGGCGUGACAAUAUUUAUGUCAUCCACCAGUUGGUGAAGAACGAUGUGUCCAGCACAAGAAUCAGGCUCUUCCUGAAGAGAGACAUGUCCAUCCGUUACUUGGUGCCGGAGCCAGUGAUCAAGUACAUCGAGGCUACCGGCCUGUACCGCGACGACGGCGAGAAGAGGGACGACAAGGGCAAGGUGACAGCGACGUCCAGCUCUUCGUAG